AUGUGGUCCUUACCGUUAUAUUUGCAAAGAGGCGAGAGUAAACCCUCUAUUCCUACCCCAACCACACAAACACCACACCCAAUUCAACAACAAAACAACCUCCAAACAAACCAUCAACACACCCACACUAUCCCCCCCUACCCCACAAACACACCACAUCCCCCCCCCUUCACCCACCACCCUCACCACCCACCAAAACACCCACACCAAAACCCACUUCCAAAAACAAAUAAUUUCUCCAUUCAACCACCUCCAAACCACACACCCUCUACACCCAACUCCCCCCACCCUACCAACCCAACAAAUUCCCACCAACCACAAACACACCCAUCACUCACCUUAUCUCCUUUUAACUUAAUUCACAAAAACAACCCUCCUCCCCCCUUAACCCUCACACAAACCCCCCUCCCACAAACCCUCCAACCACCACAUACCCCACCCCCUCCCACCCCACCCUUCCCCCUCUUCCACACCCCCCACCAACACACACCCCAACCCUAA
Molecule: messenger RNA, 501 nt
Organism: Nezara viridula (southern green stink bug)
Lineage: Eukaryota; Metazoa; Arthropoda; Insecta; Hemiptera; Pentatomidae
Source: the annotation of a GenBank genome assembly